AUGCCAGCAUCCAUGGAACCUUCUCCGUUUGAGAAGCUUACGUUUACGGACUACAAGCACGCCGUGGCUGGACAUGCCGGCACAAUGUGCGAUGAAUCUGGCGCCAUUUUUGUCAAACCGUGCACCCAAGCCGAAAUAGACUUCUACGAAUCAGCCGUUGGAAACUACCCGAAAUUCGCCGAAAUCAUGGCAAAACACAUGGGUCAAAUGAGCCUUAUGGCCAAUUCACCAGAGAAUAUAGAUGGCAGCAUCAUGUCAGCGGUGGCUGGCGUCAUUUCAGAAUCCGGCCAGGUCGAAUCUUCAGCAGAACGAAUGAUUGCAUCACUUCGAGAGCAGAUCGCGAAUGCUCCGGAAACACCUACACCUGUGGAUAGAGUAACUUGGGUGCCUUCACAAGGGAAAAGAAUCAACACAACCAAGAGCGUGGUACUAGAGAACCAGACGUUUGGUUACAAGCAUGCCAAUGUUCUCGACUUGAAGUUAGGGACCCGUCUGUAUGCAGACGACGCACCUGAGCAGAAAAAAGAGCGGUUCGAUAAGAUUAGCAGGGAGACGACACAUCAUAACCUCGGUUUCCGUAUUGCUGGCAUGCGUGUUUUCCGUGGUUCAGAAGACGCCUCAGAAUUGGACGACGAAGAAUAUAAGGUCUACGAUAAGGACUACGGUCGAGUCACUGUUAAUGAUGAUAACGUUUCGGAAGAACUAAAGAGGUUCAUUUUCAACAAGGCUGCGGGCAUCGACGAAGAAUUGGGCAAGGCUAUUUGUGCGGAAUUUGCUCGAAAGCUUGCUGAAGUAGUCGAAGUCAUGUCUAGCCAUGAAAGCCGCAUGUACUCUUCAUCACUUUUGUUUGUGUUUGAAGGUCAUGGUGACACGCUUCUGAAUGCCAUUGAAAAGAACAACACAUACGUUGAGGAGCACAAGGAGCGCCAAAGCAAGAAAGCGUCGGACCCUCGAAGUACCAAACGAACUGAUAGUGCCAUUGGUUUGGACGAUGAGGAAUCUGACGACUGCUCCGACGACAAUGAUUCAACAGAAUCUAAGGGGUCCCUGCCGCCGAUUUGCAGUCUCAAGCUUAUUGAUUUUGCCCACGCUGCAUGGACUCCGGGAGAAGGACCUGAUGAAAAUACAAUCAAGGGUGUGAAGGCGUUGGAGGCCAUUUUCACCGAAAUGGCAAAAUAA
Pochonia chlamydosporia 170 is the source of this 1179-nucleotide messenger RNA. Its product is annotated as mRNA cleavage and polyadenylation factor IA/II complex. The record is from RefSeq and is a predicted model, not a curated record. Gene Ontology annotation, biological process: phosphatidylinositol phosphate biosynthetic process; inositol phosphate biosynthetic process. Gene Ontology annotation, molecular function: inositol-1,4,5,6-tetrakisphosphate 3-kinase activity; inositol hexakisphosphate kinase activity. The transcript is spliced from 2 exons. Lineage: Eukaryota; Fungi; Ascomycota; Sordariomycetes; Hypocreales; Clavicipitaceae. Gene Ontology annotation, cellular component: cytoplasm; nucleus. Bases 1 to 1179 code for a protein of 392 amino acids.